CGGUCCGACAUAGAGUUACAUAAACAGAACUGAAACACUGUACACUUCAAAAAAAAUAUUUGCCGCAGAAUUAUGAACAUUUCCACAAGAUUUGGAGCGAAGUUACCUCUUUUAAGCAAUCUAGUUCCUAUCAGAGGUGCUAUUUAAUCCACAGUUUAAUUAGGUGCCCAAGUUGGGGUUCUUGCCGUUUUCGCAUCGCAAGAGGGGAUUUCGAACUGGGUUUUCGAAGAAAAUGGCUUUGAAUGUUGAAAAAUACGAUGUUGGUGUCGAGAACAAGUUGGAGUUGAUUCGUUCUGCAACGGAAUCUAAUGCUGAUGAAGCCAUUGAAGCUCUCAAAGCUGGGAAAGUUAUUGCAGUGCCUACUGAUACACUAUAUGGAUUUGCUUGUGAUGCUUGUUCUUCUGAAGCUGUAAAUAGGAUUUACGACAUCAAAGGCCGCAAGCAUACCAGUCCUCUUGCGAUCUGUGUUGGGGAUGUUUCAGACAUAGAGCACUUUGCUGUCACAGACCAUUUACCUCACGGCUUACUCGAUUCUCUCCUGCCGGGACCAGUCACCAUUGUACUAGGGCGAGGUGAAUCUAGCAUCCUUGAGAAGUCCUUGAACCCGGGAUUAGACAGUAUAGGAGUGCGAGUCCCGGACUCUGACUUCAUUAGGAUCAUUGCCCGCGGUUCCGGAAGUGCACUGGCUCUUACUAGUGCUAAUCUAAGUGGGCAGCCUAGUAGUGUGAGCAUUAAGGACUUCGAGAACCUUUGGGAACACUGUGCAUAUGUAUACGAAGGUGGUGUGCUACCAGCAGGUCGUGCAGGAUCGACAGUUGUUGACCUCACUAAGCCGGGAAAGUAUCGGAUUCUUAGACCUGGAAGUGCUAAGGAAGAAACUGUUGCUAUCCUCGAAAAUUAUUCUCUUCUUGAAGAAGUGCUGAGCGGUUGAAGUCCAAUUUCCGUCGACCAUUGUAUUUUAUGUCGUCUAAACAUAUUCUUAAGUUCUAUUAGAUUCCACUUGAUGCAAUUUCGGAUUUCAAUUCGAGUAGCUACCGAAUAGGACAGUUUGUAUAGUCAUUACAAAUAAGCUUGUAUUACAUUUUUUCUGGCAUAUUGUCCGGAUUCCGAUUAUUGAACGACAUGGUAUGCUUUAUUUACUUCA
This is a messenger RNA of Gossypium raimondii (Peruvian cotton), 1144 nucleotides long. RefSeq lists its product as uncharacterized. The transcript is spliced from 5 exons. Gene Ontology annotation, biological process: regulation of translational fidelity. Lineage: Eukaryota; Viridiplantae; Streptophyta; Magnoliopsida; Malvales; Malvaceae. Gene Ontology annotation, molecular function: tRNA binding; double-stranded RNA binding; nucleotidyltransferase activity. The record is from RefSeq and is a predicted model, not a curated record. The coding region runs from base 233 to 931 and encodes 232 amino acids. Gene Ontology annotation, cellular component: cytoplasm.